Molecule: messenger RNA, 1134 nt
Organism: Fusarium musae
Lineage: Eukaryota; Fungi; Ascomycota; Sordariomycetes; Hypocreales; Nectriaceae
Exons: 4
Coding region: 1-1134 (377 amino acids)
Biological process (GO): antimonite transmembrane transport; arsenite transport
Cellular component (GO): plasma membrane
Molecular function (GO): arsenite transmembrane transporter activity; antiporter activity; antimonite transmembrane transporter activity
Source: RefSeq, a predicted model, not a curated record
AUGUCGGAACCAGAUCCUCAUACAAAAGAGCAACCCUCUAGUCGCGAUACCGAGCGCAAUAUACAACCAUCCGAAGAUCCCAAAGAGAAGGAAAACGUAUCAGCUUUCAAAUCCCUAGGGUGGCUUGAUCGUUUUCUAGCAGUAUGGAUCUUCCUCGCCAUGGUAGUCGGUAUUAUCUUUGGCAACUUUGUCCCUUCGACUGGACCGGCUCUUGAGAAGGGCAAGUUUGUUGGCGUUUCUGUUCCAAUAGAUGUGCUAGCUGUCGGUCUCCUCGUUAUGAUGUAUCCCAUCCUCUGCAAAGUCCGAUACGAGAGCCUCCACGAGAUCUUCUCCCAGCGCGACGUCUGGAAGCAAAUACUUUUCAGCAUAUUCAUCAACUGGAUAGUUGCACCCUUUCUGAUGCUCGGCCUGGCAUGGGCCUUCCUCCCAGACAAACCCGAACUUCGCGUUGGCCUUAUCCUCGUCGGCCUCGCACGCUGCAUCGCCAUGGUGCUGAUCUGGAACGGUCUUGCGGGCGGUGACGCCGAAUACUGCGCUAUCCUUGUGGCCAUCAACUCGAUACUGCAGAUGGCUCUAUACGCGCCCAUGUCUGUAUUCUUUAUAUCGGUGAUCAGUGGAGAGGAGGGCUCUCUUGAGGUGUCAUACUCAACCGUUGCAACCAGCGUAGCAGUAUUUCUCGGCAUUCCCCUUGGCGCAGCUAUCAUCACUCGUUUCUCCCUGCGAAAGAUAGCCGGGCCAGAGUGGUACGAGCGUGUCUUUUUGCGCAUCAUCUCCCCGUGGUCUCUCAUCGGCCUUCUUUACACCAUCCUCAUCCUCUUCGCUUCCCAAGGCCAUCAAGUGGUCCAUCAGAUCGUGUCUGUAGUACGCGUCGCAGCCCCCCUCAUCGUCUACUUCGUCAUAAUCUUCUUCGCAACACUUCUGGUAUCUCGGCAUGCAGGCUUCGGAUACCCUCUCUCUACAACGCAGAGUUUCACUGCGGCAAGCAACAAUUUCGAGCUUGCCAUAGCAGUGGCUAUUACCACGUUCGGACCUAGCAGUGACCAAGCGCUUGCGGCGACAGUUGGCCCUCUGAUCGAGGUUCCGGUGCUUUUGGGGUUGGUGUAUCUCCUGCGAACCGAGUUUUGGGAUAUGUAG